CUUUCUUUCUUUCUUUUUGACGAAUAAUUAAAGAUGAUUGACUUGAUUAGUUUUGUUAUUGUCCUUCUUUGCACAUAUCUUCUUAAUUUGAUCAACUAUUUUGUAGUCCUCCUUUGCGCAUAUCUUGUUUCCAAGCUAGUUCAGUCUUCACUCUCUGACAAGUCGAAACAGAAUAUCAAUCGACUCCCUCCUGGUCCAAAACAAUGGCCUAUUGUAGGUAACCUUUUUCAGUUAGGGCAAUUACCUCAUCGAGACAUGGCUUCUUUUUGUGAGAAGUAUGGGCCAUUGGUCUAUCUCCGACUAGGUAAUGUUGAUGCUAUCACCACCAAUGAUCCAGAAAUCAUAAGAGAAAUACUUGUACAACAAGAUGAUGUUUUUGCAUCUAGACCAAGAACUCUUGCUGCAGUGCAUCUAGCUUAUGGUUGUGGGGAUGUAGCAUUGGCUCCUUUAGGUCCAAAAUGGAAAAGAAUGAGAAGAAUUUGUAUGGAACAUUUGUUGACAACUAAAAGGCUCGAAUCAUUUAAAAAACAUAGGGCAGAUGAAGCCCAAAAUCUAGUUAAAGAUGUUUGGGAUAAGGCCCAAAAAGGACAAAUAGUGAACUUGAGGGAAAUUUUGGGUGGAUUUUCAAUGAACAAUGUGACUAGGAUGUUGUUAGGGAAACAAUACUUUGGGGCAGAAUCAGCAGGCCCACAAGAAGCAAUGGAAUUUAUGCAUGUAACACAUGAGUUAUUUUGGUUACUUGGAGUGAUUUAUUUAGGUGAUUAUUUACCUUUGUGGAGAUGGAUUGAUCCUUAUGGCUGUGAGAAGAAAAUGAGGGAUGUCGAGAAAAGGAUUGAUGAUUUUCACAUGAGAAUAAUAGAAGAACAUAGAAAGAAGAAAGAUAAUAAAAAUAAUAAUAUUGAUGAUAAUGAUGAAGGUGAAAUGGAUUUUGUGGAUGUUUUAUUGUCUUUGCUAGGAGAAGAUGAAGGAGAUGGAAAUGGAAAGCAACACAUGGAUGAUGUAGAGAUUAAAGCUCUCAUUCAGGAUAUGAUAGCUGCAGCCACAGAUACUUCUGCUGUGACCAAUGAAUGGGCAAUGGCUGAGGUGAUCAAGCAUCCACAUGUCCUCAAGAAGAUUCAAGAGGAGCUCGAUAUAGUUGUCGGGUGGGGUCGGAUGGUAACGGAAUCCGACUUGAUUAAUCUCACGUACCUUCGUUGUGUAGUACGUGAAACUUUUCGAAUGCAUCCUGCCGGUCCGUUUCUAAUCCCACACGAAUCAAUACGUGAUGCCAACAUUAAUGGCUAUUACAUCCCGGCCAAGACACGUGUCUUCAUCAACACGCACGGUCUUGGACGGAACACCAAGAUUUGGGACAACAUAGAUGAGUUUAGGCCAGAGAGACAUUUACCACAAAAUGAUGAUAAUGAAAAAAACAUCAAUGCUAGAGUUGAGAUAAGUCAUGGACCAGAUUUCAAGAUUUUGCCAUUUAGUGCUGGAAAAAGGAAGUGCCCUGGUGCACCAUUGGGUGUGAAAUUGGUGCUUAUAGCAUUGGCUAGGUUGUUUCAUUGCUAUGAUUGGAGUCCACCAAAUGGAGCAAGGCCAGAAGAUAUUGAAACAAAUGAGGUUUAUGGAAUGACUAUGCCUAAAGCUAAGCCCUUGAUGGCUGUUGCAAAGCCUCGAUUGCCUGCUCACUUAUACCAUUAACUAAUUAUUCUUAUUCAAUAAAAAUGUAUAAAUUCCAUAUACAAACUAAAAGUGUGUUAUUUUAAUAAAAGUUUUAGCAAGUGGAUACUGAAAAGACAUUGGAGUGAUUAUGUUUUUAAUGAAGUAAAAAAAAGUUAAAUGAUAGGUAAUUUGAAGUUAGUUGUAGAGGAAUCAAAUUUACCCCCAAAUUCAUUGUUGAUGAUGACGAUUUUAGUUAAUCGUCAAUUACUGGGCUUCAAUUGAAGCAUUCCAUGAAUGCUAAUGCUACUAACUUGUCAAAGGAGGGUAAGGGAUUUCUAACUACUCCAUAUACUAAGUGAUCUGGUCUCAAAGUCAUUCUCCAUGUGCUGCAAAAAUCAGGUCUCAAAGUUAUUUUUCUACUGAAAGAAUGAUUACGUCACAAAUUAGAUUAUGUGUUGAGCCAUCAAAAGUUCAACAAAACAAAUCCUCCAAAAGAAAGGAGCAGAUGGGUGUGAAGAUGGUUGAUAAAGGUGUUGUUGUUCCUCCUAAAAAAAUAAAGAAAUGCAUAUGUCCAAAGGAUGACAUGGAUGAUGUUGUAUCAUCAAAAAAGAAAAGGAGAAAGGUUUGCGUUCUUUGGAACGAAAAAAGUUACAUACUAUCUGAUUUGGAGGUACAUUCUCAGUUAUUAUAAAAUGCAUAGUAUUGCACUUAAUGUAUAAUUAAAAUUUUUGACACAAGUGAGGUUAAUGAAAUACCUAUACCUAAUGUUAAGCCUUCUAUGGCUGUUGAUAAGCCUCGACUGUGUUAAAAAGCUCAGCUAUGGAAGAUUAAUUGCAGAAUGAAAGGAAGAAAGAAAAGAGAAAGGAAAACCCUUUUUUAUGUAGGCUCAAUGAAACAG
This is a messenger RNA of Capsicum annuum, 2542 nucleotides long. RefSeq names its product cytochrome P450 703A2. NCBI's taxonomy places the organism in Eukaryota, Viridiplantae, Streptophyta, Magnoliopsida, Solanales, Solanaceae. Gene Ontology annotation, molecular function: oxidoreductase activity, acting on paired donors, with incorporation or reduction of molecular oxygen; heme binding; monooxygenase activity. The coding region runs from base 34 to 1683 and encodes 549 amino acids. The record is from RefSeq and is a predicted model, not a curated record. The transcript has 3 exons.